Sinocyclocheilus grahami is the source of this 1284-nucleotide messenger RNA. Its product is annotated as coiled-coil domain-containing protein 186-like. Gene Ontology annotation, molecular function: small GTPase binding. The coding region runs from base 138 to 1229 and encodes 363 amino acids. Lineage: Eukaryota; Metazoa; Chordata; Actinopteri; Cypriniformes; Cyprinidae. Gene Ontology annotation, biological process: vesicle cytoskeletal trafficking. The record is from RefSeq and is a predicted model, not a curated record. Gene Ontology annotation, cellular component: trans-Golgi network. The transcript has 3 exons.
UCAGGGGCCAUAUUGUUGAUGUGUCACCUCGGGAGGAGAGCACUCACACGGACUUGACUCUCACUAUUUAUCACGGCAGCUGGUGUAUGGCAUUUUAAAUGGAUUUAACAUAACUGUGCCAGUAGCUGAAGGAGGUCAUGGAGCCAUCGGACUGUCACAGAGAACUGACCCCUGCCUCUCACCCAUCCCAAAUUUCAGAGGUCAGCAUGGUUCUGGAAGGGUCAAACGAUGUCCUCAGCAGUGGGGGUGAAUCUGAUUUAAAAGAACAGGAGGAAGACACUGAGCUGGACAGUCUUGAGCUGCAUGGUACUCUUUCAGAUAGUGUGGACAGAGAAGGUCAGAGACCAGACAUGCACAUGGAGGUCCAGCGAGAUGAAGGACUUGGAGAACAUGCCCUGGGUGAUGGGAACACUAGCUGUGACAGUGGAACAGCCUCCAUUGAUGAUGCCAGGUCUCCACCAGCUGUUCACGACAGUGCUGUGGAAUCACUUCCUGCUGUUCUCGAUGGAGAAUUCGAAUGUUCUGACCUUGAAGAACCAGCGGAGGUGGUUCCAGAAUCAGAAGGUGGGACUCGCAAUGAAGUUGAGGAAUCUUCUCCCUCUGUACUGAAUGGGACAGAUGAUAUUUCAUCCACACAUAUGUUCAAUGGGCCAACAGACCUUAACAGAACUCCUUUGACUCUAACAACUCCAGAUGUUGUUUCAGUACCCCAAAACUCGCAAUCCAACUCCAACAUGAACCCGUAUGACACGGACUGCAGCAGAAAACUGUUGUCUGAGAUCCAGCGCUCUCUGUCUCAGGAGUCUCUGCUGGAUGAGCUGGAGGAUGAGCUGUUGAACAGUCAGUCAGAUGGCAUGCGCAAGGGAAGUCCUCCCAAUGGGCUUCAGAAGGACCAGAACUCCAUGGUUCUAUUUGAGAAGUGUGUACAAUACAAGUACUCCCAACAGGAGAAAGCCAUCAAGAGAUUACUUGAUGAGAAUAAGAAACAUCAGGAGCUGAUUCUGGGCAUCUGCUCUGAGAAAGACAACAUGAGGGAUGAGCUGAAGAAGAGGAUGGAGACAGAGAAACAACAUCUUUGCACCAUUAAGAAAGUAAUGGCAACCAUAAAUUGUUUGUGUGUAUGUGUCUUCAUUUGUUGUUUUUUUUGUGUAUUUUUGGAUAACCUGACUAUCUAUUUGUCCAACCAUGAAUACAAGGAAGCGUUCAAGAAACAUUGUUGUAAAGAUUAAACAGUUUAGCUUGAAAUUUGCUUUAAUUUUCAUAUAUUGUCCAAAGGUUAUGUAU